AGCUGCCUUGUGUAUUGCGCUUGAGAAACGAAUUAAAUGUACAAAGCGGUCGGAGUGUAUUGCAUAGUAAUCUUAUUCAGGGGUACAGAGACAGGAGGGAGGUGUUGUUUAAUCGUGCAGAUGCUUUCUUAUGAUAAAAGUAGUGUGUUAUAUGUUUAAUUUCAUUCAUAAUUCUGCUGAGACAGAACCAUGGAGUCAGAAUUGGACCAAGUUCUAGAUUUAGUUGGCCAUGGCGGCUACAACGUGGUGAUAUUGCUAGUAAGCAGUACCAUCCACCUAGCCGCGACCCUGGAUCUGCUGAGCUUCUGCGUCACGGCGCCGGCGGCAAGCUGUGACCUGCAGCUCGGCAUGGCGGAGAUAAGCUUGCUCACUUCAAUUCCAUUUGCAGGCUACGUGUCGGCUUUGCCGUGGGGCUACUACGCAGACAUGCACGGUAGACGGAGAGCCAUAUUGGUAUCCGCGUCAGUCGGCUCCAUCCUUGGCAUAAUGACCAGCUUCGCGUCGUCAUUCACUAUGAUGCUGGUGCUCAAAUUUCUCGGCUGUACUUUUUCUACAGCCUGCAUCACGCUUACAAUCACAUAUCUUGGCGAGUGUACGUGCUCGAAAUAUCGCACUAAAUACAUGUUCAUUUUGAACUGUUUCAAUUUGGGCUCUGACCUCGUUUGCUAUGCGCUCGCAUAUUUCAUUCUUCGGAUGGAAUUUAACGUGGAUAUACCAUGGCUGGCGAUAUCGUACCGCCCUUGGCGCCUGUUCACGCUCUCCAUGUCUCUGAUGCUGGGCGCUGGUGCGGUCAUGAUGUUUUUCUUGCACGAGAGUCCAAAGUUCCUCGCGAACAAAGGAGAUGUUGAUCAGGCGUUGCAUGUGCUGAAAACAGCUUAUGGAGUCAAAGAAGGAACUGAAGAGUUAGUGACGAAUUCGCUACUAUUCGCUGACAAAAAAUUAGAUAGUACGAAAACCACAUUUUGGAAUUCAGUGGUUCAACAAACAGUACCAAUAUUCCAACCACCGCUGCUGAUUCAUACGGUACAACUGUUCUUCCUGCUGUCUGUGUGUUGCAGCACUAACAACGUAUUCUUCAUGUGGUUCCCGACGAUGGUGAACUCUUUCUUCAACUCGAUCGCCAGCGAUGACUCUAGUUUCUGCGAUAGGAUCACUUCUAACAUCACCACCACCAUAGAGAACAAUGUUGUAUGCGACAGCACAAUCUCCAACGCAACAAUUUUCUCAGGAAUGGCGUUCAGCACUUUCUUUACGAUCGUAAACUACGGCACCUCCCUCAUCUCCAACUACCGCAAAUCUGUAUUGAUCAUCACCUUGACUAUCGCUGGACUGAGCACCGUUAUCGUGGACUUAAUCUAUCAACCGAUUAUUAGCAUACUACUAUUUAUUCUCAUCCAGUUGGCCGGAGUUAGCGGAGGGAAUGUCUGUUCAUACUUUAAUGACGUAUAUCCCACAACUUAUAGGGGCUUAGGGACAAGUCUCGGCUCCAUGACAGCCAGGAUUUCGAGUAUGAUCGGUGUAUAUAUUGUGGGCAGCACUAUCGUGGACCAUUGUAGAAUCACUUUCUUCGCAUGGUCUAUAUUCGUUUUUGUUGGCGUUGCGGCGGCGUGGUCUCUACCUGCAGAAAAGAAAAAACUUAAUCCAAGCACGGAUCCGAGCUGAUAAAUACAGUUAGAUAUUGUAUUUUUUAGUACUUUGAUGGUUUUUGUAUUAAGGUUCCUAUCUACAGUCAGUCAAAGAACAAAUUCAAAAUUUCAAAUCGUCUUUAAACUUUUCUCUCCGUUUUAACAAUCGAUUUUUAUUUAAUAAAAAUAAAUUCAAAGGCCUUACAAUUUAGAUAAAAUAAUAUUUCGAUUGAAGUUGAUGUGUAGAAGCUUUUUUUUCAGCUAAGUACUUCUGUGGGUGACUUUACAAUGUAUUCGAUUGUAAUGUUUUGUAUGCAGUAUAUUUCGGAACUCGUAAUAAUUAUACAUAUAAUAAACUAUGUAAAUAAAACAAAACAAUAUA
Manduca sexta (tobacco hornworm) is the source of this 2007-nucleotide messenger RNA. Its product is annotated as putative transporter svop-1. Bases 190 to 1662 code for a protein of 490 amino acids. The record is from RefSeq and is a predicted model, not a curated record. The transcript has 10 exons. Gene Ontology annotation, biological process: transmembrane transport. NCBI's taxonomy places the organism in Eukaryota, Metazoa, Arthropoda, Insecta, Lepidoptera, Sphingidae. Gene Ontology annotation, molecular function: transmembrane transporter activity.